AUGGAUGUUGUACCUGAAAAUAAGGAUGUGGAUUGUGAUAUAGAGAAAGUGGCAGAAAGUGUUCAGUUCGCGCCGCGAUUUCCCUUUGCGCCGCGAAAAGAGCAGAAACAGAAGGAGUCAGCAGAGCAGCAGGGUGAAGUGGAUGAGAAGAAAGAAGCUAAGCCGAGAAAAAAGAAGAAAGGAGACAAAGGAGUGAGUUACAUUAUACCGAAAGGAUGGAAAGUGUUAACUUGGGCAACAGCUAUUCAUAUGGAUCCUACUUAUUAUCCAAAUCCAUAUGAAUUUAAUCCAUCUAGAUGGAAUGAUCACAAUAUUAAAAUUGGAACCUUUCAUCCUUUUGGUGCUGGAAGUAGAUACUGUCCUGGAAGUGAUUUGGCUAAACUUGAAAUUUCCAUAUUUCUACAUUAUUUUCUUCUCAAUUAUAAGCUUGAGAUAGUGAAUCCAAAAUGUCCCAUUACUAAUUUAUCAUCACCCAAACCCAUUGACAAUUGUCUUGCUAAGGUGAUAAAGGUCUCAAGCAUUGCAUAGUUAUUGGAGUGGAAAAUAAAUUUCCAAAGUCUCUUGGUUUGGAAAUAAACAGUUGCUUCUUAUUAAUUACACA
Molecule: messenger RNA, 601 nt
Organism: Lathyrus oleraceus (garden pea)
Lineage: Eukaryota; Viridiplantae; Streptophyta; Magnoliopsida; Fabales; Fabaceae
Product: beta-amyrin 11-oxidase-like
Exons: 4
Coding region: 1-528 (175 amino acids)
Biological process (GO): multicellular organism development; brassinosteroid biosynthetic process; sterol metabolic process
Cellular component (GO): endoplasmic reticulum
Molecular function (GO): ent-kaurenoic acid monooxygenase activity; heme binding; iron ion binding
Source: RefSeq, a predicted model, not a curated record